UAAGGUGAUGCACAUAGGAAUCAGGAAUCACUAAUUCUUUGUCAACCUUCCCAAUGCGUUUUCUGCCGCUAUUCGUCACAUGCUUGUUGUCUUCCUUCUCGGGGUGCCAAAAGACCCAUUCUUAUCCAUCACUAUCUUCUCUCUAUAAAAAUACCAAUAAAGUGUUGGACAAAAUAGCCCAUGUUGUUUUAACAUUGUUUUUCUGAAUUUCUGAAAGAUAUAGAGAAAAUGUUCGUAAUGGGAAUAAGCUUGCAAUGCUUGAUGGACUUGGUGGUAGCUGGAUUUUCGCUCAUGAUUGGGUUGGGGAUUUUCGCUUUUAUUGCUUCUAUUUUAUGCUCUGCUGCUUUUUACCAGAACGCCAAGCAACUUUCUUGAUACCCCCUUAUGGAUUUAGGGUAAGAAAUAAAAAGGGGUUUCUUCCACUAUCCGUCUACUUUAUCUGGUGUAAAUCUCCUACAUGAAUCUGCCACUCUAGUUGUUUUUAAGCCAGGAACUGCAUGGAGAGAUGAACUGAACUAAUGCAGUGCCCAUUUAACUCUUUUGUUGUUUGUAAUAGGUAGAGAGAAUUAUGUACCAUUAGAGAAAAAAAGGCAUUUGUUCAAGUGUAAUGAAUUUGCAGUUUUGAGACUGCUGUUUCCCUUCUGCUAUAUAUAUAGUUUUUAUUUUAA
This is a messenger RNA of Capsicum annuum, 668 nucleotides long. RefSeq lists its product as uncharacterized. The record is from RefSeq and is a predicted model, not a curated record. The coding region runs from base 229 to 375 and encodes 48 amino acids. The transcript is spliced from 2 exons. Lineage: Eukaryota; Viridiplantae; Streptophyta; Magnoliopsida; Solanales; Solanaceae.